AUGUCCGCUAUUAAGCCUACUCUGUACUCAAAGGUUCGAUCCCCUUUUUCGAUAAACGAUUUACCAGUCCUACAAGAGUGUUGGGAUGAUAUUAUAGCGCAAAUCGACGCUAAACCCGAGAUUUCGGUCGAGCAGUUGCUUGACGCGAUGAAUACCACGAACAGCAGUUUAAGUAGAAAUAUAGGCGCCGAGAUCUAUAUUCCGAAAUGUGUGCGAGAUAAAAACAAGGACAAGUCGUGCACUGCAAUAAGAUCAGAAGCCUCAGGAGAUUGCCUUUAUAGCUCUGUUUCUCUUGUAUUGGUAGCAGAAAAACCCAUUGCAAACCCAACUUUUCAGAGGAAACCUAAUGAGUCAUUUUCUUCUGCCACAUCACUAGCUGCUCACAAGUUAAAGCAGACUAGUUCUCCUACCACCUCUGCAACCACCUCUCAAAAGAAACCUAAUGAGUCUCUUUCAUCCGCCCCUUCCUUAGCUCCCCCAUCAGGGGAUUCUCUUAUUUCUACCAAACCAGAUAUUCUUUUGUCUGGUAAUGUGAAGUCAAAUUUUGUUCAUGAAUUUGAUGUUGCAUCAUACAGGGAAAGAGUCAAGGGUAUGCAUUCAUCUGAGAUUUGUAAUCUAGUUAGAAAUGUCUUCAGACCUGACAAAAAUUUUCCCUUUCCUAAGACUAAUGGUAGAAGUUUUAGAUAUAACUGGCUUGAAUUAUAUCCAAGGCUUUGCUAUUCACCGUCUCUGGAUGGUGCAUUUUGUUUGUCAUGUGUGCUAUUUCGCGAAACAUUUUCUGGUAAAGCUUCUAAGAUAAGUAGAUUGUUUUCAGAACCACUUCGCCAUUGGAAUGAUGCUGCAUUUACUUUUAAGAAACAUGCUGGCCAUGGCAAAGGAGGUGAAAUGGGGUUACAUGCUUCAACAUCUCCAAUGCUCACUGCAAUACUUGCACAAAUCUCAGGGGCUGCAGAACCAAUUGAGAUAGUUUUAGAUAAAAAUCUGAAAAAAGAGAUAGAGGAGAACAGGAGUAAACUGGCAUCAAUUGCUGAUGCUGUCCUCUUGUGUGGUCGUUUAGGUUUGCCACUACGUGGACAUUGGGAUGAUUCCAAAUAUCAUCCAGAGACAAGCCAAGAUAAAAUUAUCAAGUGCUUUGGUCAAGUUAUCUCUGAACAAAUUGUAAGUGAUAUUAAGGAAAGUAAGUUUUUUACUAUCAUUGCUGAUGAGGCUGCAGAUUCCUCACACAAGGAGCAAAUGGCCCUUGUUUUGCGUUUUGUUGACAAGAAUAUGGAUAUUAGGGAGGAGUUUAUUGCCUUCCUUCAGUGUAAGUGGGGAUUAAGUGGAGAGAAUCUUGCCAAACUUAUAUUGGAUGCCCUAAAUGAUCUUGAUUUGCCUAUUAUGGAUUGCCGGGGGCAAGGUUAUGAUGGUGCUGGUUCUGUUGCUGGUUGUGUUAAAGGUUUGGCUGCCCAAAUCUUAAAACUAAACCCCAAAGCCCUUUAUACUCACUGUUAUAGCCAUAGGUUAAAUUUGUCAGUCUGUGAUAGUUUGUCGAUUGUUGAGAUAAAGAAAAUGCUGAAACAUGUCAAAGAAGUGACAAAUUUCAUUAAUGUGUCCCAAACUCGCAACAUGCCUUUCGAGGAAACUGUUCGUAGUAGUUCUGAAACCGACUCAAAGAAAACUAGACUGCCAGAUGUUUGUCGAACAAGAUGGGUUGAACGAGUUAAGGGUCUGAGCACUUUUGAAGAACUGUUUGUUCCUGUCUAUAACUUGCUUGAUGACAUGACAAAUGGGAAGUACAAUCCUUCUUUACGUACUGAUGCAUCCCAUUUGCUGUCACUUAUUUCUAACUUUGAAUUUGUUGCCAUUUUGGUAAUUACUAGAAAUAUUAUUAAUUUAACUCUUCCUGUAACGCAACUUUUACAAGGCAAGAGUAUUGAUGUGAUGGAUGGCAUAGAGUUAAUCUCUUCUUUGAGGACCAGCGUUGUUAAUGUAAGAAAUUCUAAUGAUUCAUAUCAUGACCAAUGGUAUGAAAUUGCUCUGGCUUUAUCUGGAAAAGUUGGUGUUGAAGAAGCUAAACCAAGGACGGUUGGAAGGCAGACAACCAGAGCGAACCAUCCAUAUAAGACUAUCUCUGAGUACUACAAAAGAAUAAUCACUAUUCCUUUAAUUGAUCAUCUUUGCUCUUCUUUGGAUGAAAGAUUUGACAUUGAUAGUGUCAAUGUUUAUCUGGGGCUAAGCAUUAUUCCAACUAAGAUGUUUUCCCUGAUCCAUGAAGGAAUUGAUUGGAAGGCAAAGUUUAAGACGGUUUCUGAUUUUUAUGUUGAUGAUUUGCCUAAUCCCUUAGGUCUUGAUGCUGAGUUGUUAUUGUGGCAAACUUUCUGGGAACAACGUGUUGGCGCUCACCCUAGCAAUAUUGCUACAACUCUAAAAGCUGUAAAUUUUGAUGGUUUCGAAAAUAUUAAGGUAAUACUUCGCAUUUUAGGAACCCUUCCAAUUACGUCUUGCGAGUGUGAGCGUUCUAUUUCAGCUCUGAGGCUGCUUAAAGACUAUAAGAGAAGUACUAUGGUCGAGGAACGCCUUAACGGUCUCGCUUUGAUGAAAAUGCACCAGGAUAUCAUCCCUAAUUUAGAGGAUGUCAUUGAAAAAUUUUCUGUUCACAACACUAGGUUGAAGUUUAACUGA
Messenger RNA from Dendronephthya gigantea, 2661 nucleotides. Its product is annotated as 52 kDa repressor of the inhibitor of the protein kinase-like. The transcript has 4 exons. The record is from RefSeq and is a predicted model, not a curated record. Gene Ontology annotation, molecular function: protein dimerization activity. Bases 1 to 2661 code for a protein of 886 amino acids. Lineage: Eukaryota; Metazoa; Cnidaria; Anthozoa; Malacalcyonacea; Nephtheidae.